AGCCCCAGUUCUUUUCUUCGGGACUCAGUAUUGGCCCCCAGACCUCUCUUCCUCUGAGGCCUUGGCGCCCGGUCCCAGAAACGGGAGAGAAAGUGGAGGGAGUGGGCCAGAGUGUAAUUCUUGAACUACAUUUCCCAUAAAGCUAUGGGGUUGGCUGCGGUAAUCAGCUAGGGAGAGACCCCGAGGCCUUCUGGGAGUCGUAGUCCUAGGGCUAGAAAGGGCCACGUCCCUCGUCUUUGUGGCUCGACGCCAGGGUUUCCAAAGGGCAGUGGGCAUCUAGCCGGAAGCCUCGGUCCUGGGCCCAGGGAGGGGAGGAAGCUGAAGGUCAGAAGCCAGUUCCUUGGCCCUGGAAAGCUAGAGCAGACACGGUACUUCCCUUUCUGUAGAUGCUGGGAAAGUUCUAGUCUGAAAAGACGGCCGCCUCUGUGACAUCAGAGCGAUAGGCGGGGCCUCCUUUUGUUGGAGUCCAAUCAGAUUCAGAGUUGGGCUUCUGGGCGGGGCCAAGGAAACCCCAGGGAAUAUGUCUAGGGAAUUGGGCCCCUCGUGGGAAGCUAGAAGGCGGAGGCUGUGGGAGUUCCCUGUAGAUAGGAGCGAACCGUGACUCUGACCCCAGUCAAAAGCCCCCUAUACCAUGCAACCAUCCUCAUCCUCGCCCCCAACAAGAUCCUUAAUUUUAGUCGUGGGAAAAUAUUAGAUUGGAAGGACGUGGCCCCGUCGCCUUCUCUUAAAAGCCCUCGGAACUUGGACUCGGCUCUUCAGCGAACCCUAGUGUUUGAGGGUACAACAGUCAGGAGUCAAGGUCGGGCAGCGGUUGUUUAGGGUGCAUCGGGACUUCUCGGUUUCCUAAAGAGAAGGGUGAGCCCUGCAAACGCGGGGUCCGUUAGUCUCGGGGAGGGGCUUCUCUCGGUUUGGCUCUCACCUCCUCUCGGUUUGGGGUGAGAGAACCACCCCCCACCCCCCGGCUCUGCGCGCUCUGGCCGCGAUGGGGCCACGACUUCCCCUCCUGGUGGUCGCGCUGGCCGGCUGUCUGCUUCCUGCCCGAGGCUGUGUCAUGUGUGAUUCAGAGGUCGUGGAGGCGCUAAACUCCUUGGAGAAGGAUUACCUGCCUGGCCACCUGGAGCCCAAGCAUCACAAAAACGUGAUGAAAAGGGUAAAGCAAGCCGUGCAGGAUUUCAAGGAACUGCCGUUUGACGAGGAUUCCUAUAUGGGGGUCGUCGAUGAGCCCACACUGAAAAAGGCAUCCUGGAGUUUCCUGAAGGAUCUGAAACGCAUCACGGACAGUGAUGUAAAAGGUGAGCUCUUCGUGAAGGAGCUGUUCUGGAUGUUGAGCCUGGAAAAGGACAACUUUGCCAGCUACGCUGCUCAGUUCCAAAAAGAGGCUUUUUGUCCCAACAAAUGUGGUAUGAUGUUGCAGACUAUGAUCUGGUGCAGUAACUGCGAGAAGCAGGUUCACGCUUGUCGCAAGUCCUUGGAUUGCGGGGAGCGCAAGGUCAAGGUCCAUCAAAUGGAAGACAUGAUCCUGGACUGUCACCUCAACUGGCAUCAAGUGUCUCAAGGCCUGACCGAUUACAGCUUUUACAGGGUUUGGGGGAACAAUGCUGAGACCUUGGUGUCCAAGGGGAAAGAGCCCACCCUGACCAAGACCAUGGUGGGUCCAGAGGAUGAAGGCACCUACCGCUGCGAGCUGGGCACCGUGAGGUCCGGCCCAGCCACGGUCAUCCAUUUUCACGUCACAGUGUUGCCCAAAAGAAUUGAGGAGGAGAUACCGUUACCAGGCGUCCCAACCCAGGGUGAGGUGACCUUGGCUCGCCCCCAGUCGCCCACAACCCUGCAAUCUCCGCCGUCACUGUCGCUGAAUCCCGUGAAGAUGCUGCGAGGGCGCCUGAUAGGGCUGCUGAUCUGGGGCUCUGUGGUGCUAAUAGCCUGCGUCGCGACCGUGAUAAUUUGCUUGCGGUCUGGGAAGAUCCUCGAUUCCGUGAAGUCCUGGUUUGGCACUGUCAGUGGAGCUGCUCAGCAAUCCCAGGUUCCAGAGGAAAAGGCCAAGAAAUCAAGGAGCAAAUAAAGAUUUAUCUGGUUGUCUAAGUAUCUGACUCAC
This is a messenger RNA of Diceros bicornis minor, 2095 nucleotides long. RefSeq names its product izumo sperm-oocyte fusion 1 (gene IZUMO1). The record is from RefSeq and is a predicted model, not a curated record. Gene Ontology annotation, molecular function: protein binding involved in heterotypic cell-cell adhesion; signaling receptor binding. NCBI's taxonomy places the organism in Eukaryota, Metazoa, Chordata, Mammalia, Perissodactyla, Rhinocerotidae. Gene Ontology annotation, cellular component: acrosomal membrane; plasma membrane. Gene Ontology annotation, biological process: sperm-egg recognition; fusion of sperm to egg plasma membrane involved in single fertilization; heterotypic cell-cell adhesion. The transcript is spliced from 9 exons. Bases 983 to 2062 code for a protein of 359 amino acids.